AUUUCGGUGAAGGGGGGCAGCUCACCACUGGUGUCCUUGGAGUGUGUCUCCUGUAAAGCACAGGAGGUCUAUGGCGUGAGCAAAAGCUCUUAUAUUUCCUUGUCUGGAAGCUGCAGCAACUGUGAAAGCAAUCCGCAAUAUGUGUGGAAAGUAGAAGAUUCUAAGAAGCAGUUGCUCACCCUAGACAAUGCCACCACUUCUACUGGGAGCACUGGAAUGAACCUAGUCAUGAGACAUGGAGUUCUGGAGGAUGGAAAUGGAUACACAUUUAGCUUGAAUGUCACUGAUCCAGUGAUGGACAACAUGGGGUUUGCAUCAAUAUAUAUCCCACCAAUUCAUCUUCCGUCUGGGGGUGAAUGUGUGAUUUUCCCAACAGAAAACAUCAGUGCUUUGACAACCAGCGUCACCUUUGCAUGUACAGGUUGGGAGACUACUGGGAUUCCUCUUGUGUAUAGCUUCAUCCUAACUCGCUGUGGUGUUGGAGGAACUCACUGUGAUGAGUUCUAUGUGUACAAAGGCAGCAGAUCUGAGUACAGUGCAGUCCUUCCCCCUGGCUUCAGCUCAAACCGAUUCAUCGCUUACAUUGCUGUCACUGUUCAGAACCAGCAGGGAGCCUCUGUAAUAGCUCUGAACCGGUCCGUGGUUAUUAAUAUAACAAACACUCCUGAAGGGUUCCAAAGUCUCACUGACUGGAUGAAGCUCGAGACUGAGACUAAACUGCAGGAGCUGUUGAAACAGGGUGACCCACAGCCUACUGUGGAGUACGCCCUUGCCCUGGUCACAGUGCUCAAUGAGUACGAGAGGACCAAAGUCUUUGAAAAGGUGUGGACAAAUGACACAAUUAGCAGGAUUGACAUCCGCAGUAACAUCACACUGGCCCUUACUUCACUGGAGGUCAGCACUGUGGAUGAUAUCCAGCAGAUCUCUGCAGCAUUGGCGCAGUGCACGGUCAUCAGCAAAGAAUUAAUUUGUAGCAAAUGUCAGAACCAGACAUUGUUUGCCCUGGACAACAUGAUAGCGGUCCUCCAAAAGGAAACUGGGCAGGGUAAAAUGACGCCAACCUCCAUUGGGGAUAAUAUCCUUGUCACUGUGGGAGGUCUGAUCGAUAUGACUAAUCAGUUGGUUCCAGUGAUGAAUAAGGUCACCAGGCCAUCCAUGUACAAACCUGAGUUGGUGGCAACAAAGGCCUAUGAUCUGUCCAUGAAAUUGAUGCAGAUUCUGAUGGGUACACGGGUCCUGAAUGAAGAGCCUUUGAGUGUAUCGGGUGCAAGGAUGUGGGCCCAAGGCAAGAGGGCUGACCCUGGCCAUCUGUUGUGCUUUGCCAACAAGUCCGGCUGCCAGUUCUCCAUCCCACCAUCCUUCAACAGUAUAUUUUCCAACCUCAGUGACGUAACACAGGUCAUGUUUCUUGUGGACUCCAAUCCUUUUCCUUAUGGCUACAUAAAGAAUUACACCAUUUCCAGCAAAGUGGCUUCCAUCGAGUUCAAGACUGACAAUGGGUCGCAGAUCCCCAUUGAAAGCUUGGGUUCAGAGAAGGCCAUUACUGUUAGCGUGUCGACCAACUCUGCCAGCAGAAAUGUCACCGUUAAUACAACCAUUAUUGCUGCAAGGAGAUCAGUAACUGUGAAUGUCACCUCUGGAAAUUUGAAUAAAAAGGCUGGCCUCCACAUUCAAGUCACGUACACAGUUUUAAAUGAUUCAGGAGCUUUCAUCGCCAGUGAAGCUGAGCCCUUUAUUCUGGUGCUCCUGCACAACUCUACAAACCCAAAUGAGCAAAACUUCAAAGCCAGAAAGAAGAUUAAUUUAGAAUCAGUAAAAGGAUCAGAUCACAAGCUCUAUACCUUCUUCUUGUCUCCAGAUACUGAUGACACAACAAAAGAUUACUAUUUGAACAUCACAAACUUCUAUACCUCAUCCUCUGUACAAGCUGCUGUCGGAGUCUACACGUCACUCUGCCAGUAUUUCAAUAUGACUGCAAUGAGCUGGAAAACUGAUGGGAUUUUACCAUUAGAAGAUACAACACCAGACAUGGCCGUGUGCUUAACACAACACCUGACAGCGUUUGGAGCAAGCCUUUUUGUGCCUCCUAAUUCAGUUGUAUUUAUCAAUCCUCCCUCGCCUGUUAUAAAGAAUUACAUCGUCUUGCUAACGUGUGGUAUCUGUUUUGUCAUCUACGCGGUUUCUGUUGUCAUCGUUCGGAAGCUGGACCUGAUUGACAUUAAUCAGGUUGGAGUUAUUCCCCUAUGUGGAAAGGAUGGAUUCUACAAAUAUGAAAUCCUGGUAAAAACUGGAUGGGGCAGAGGGUCAG
This is a messenger RNA of Rhincodon typus (whale shark), 2308 nucleotides long. RefSeq names its product polycystin-1-like. The record is from RefSeq and is a predicted model, not a curated record. The transcript is spliced from 10 exons. NCBI's taxonomy places the organism in Eukaryota, Metazoa, Chordata, Chondrichthyes, Orectolobiformes, Rhincodontidae. The annotation marks the transcript as partial.